Molecule: messenger RNA, 3967 nt
Organism: Sphaerodactylus townsendi
Lineage: Eukaryota; Metazoa; Chordata; Lepidosauria; Squamata; Sphaerodactylidae
Product: zinc finger protein 420-like
Exons: 7
Coding region: 674-3274 (866 amino acids)
Biological process (GO): central nervous system development; regulation of transcription by RNA polymerase II
Cellular component (GO): nucleus
Molecular function (GO): RNA polymerase II cis-regulatory region sequence-specific DNA binding; DNA-binding transcription factor activity, RNA polymerase II-specific
Source: RefSeq, a predicted model, not a curated record
UCUUUUUGAGUCCCUCAUCCCCUCUACAGGUGAAACCGGUCUGAGGCUCCCUGGGAAAACUGAUGCAGCUUCUAGCAGGGCCAAGUUCACUGCAGAAAGUCAGUCGAAGGGUUAAAACGAAGGAGUCUGAAUCCCUAGAGUAGCAUCAACAAAGACUUUCCACAGUCACUUCCGGCUCCAUUUGCAGGGGAAGGGGAGAGACGGAGGAAGCAGUGCCGGGAUAUUUUUUUAGGAUAGGGGUGAGAGAUAAAAGGAGAGUUCCUUUGCAAAUAAUCUCCUUUAUUAAGAGUUUUUAAGGAAACAGGAGGUCACAGAUGGGGCAUUUGCCUUUGUAGAAGAAUGUGAUAGAGGAGGAAGGUGAUCUGUUGAUCCAGGUGGAAGCUCUUUUGGAGAGCAAGGGAAGAUGCGUGAAGAGCUGGACACAGGUGUCCCUGAAUCAAGAAAAGGCCUCUGUUCCUCGAAGGCUGAGAGCAGAAAGGAAUUGUGGGAAGGAACCACGUAGAAGAGCCAGAGGGACCACUGAUGUCCUCUCCUGAUGUCCUCUCUCCUGAUGUAGGGCGAGGAGUUCAAGCAGUUCUGCUAUCAGGAAACCGAGGGGCCCUGAGAGGUUUGCAGCCAACUCCACCAUCUUCACCUACAGUGAUUGAAGCCAGACAGGCAUAGCAAGAAAGAGAUGCUGGACCUUGAGAUCCUGGAUAAAUUCCUGGCCUUCCUGCCCCCGGAGAUGGCGAACUGGGUCAGGGAAUGUGGGCCAGAGAUCAGUUCUCAGGCGUCAGUCCUUACAAGAGGCUUCUUCUUGAGCCAGGCAGAGGACACGAAUCGGGACCAGCAGGUGCAGCGAAGGAUCACACAGGAGGGUUAUCGCAGUGGAACUCUUGCAGGUGGUGCCGUACCUUCUUUGCCAUCUUGGUGGGGCAGAGAGAAUUCCUUCAAGACUGAUUGGGGUCUGGUGACCUUUCAGGAGGUGUCUGCUCAUUUCUCUGAGGAGGAGUGGGAUCUGCUGGAUCCAGACCAAAGAAGGCUUUACAAGGAAGUCAUGGAGGACAAUUGUCAGAAUGUGGCCUCUCUGGAAGGAUUUUUGGUUUCCGAACUUGAUUCCAUGGUCCUACUGGAAGGAGCAGGAGAUCCACUUGCCCAAGACCCAAAAGAAAGAAAGCGAUCAGCAGUGGAUAAUAUUCUCCAAAACAAAUCCAGUAGAAAACCUCAACACCUCAUUUAUGGUGAAAAAAAGACAAAAAGAAGCACAGAAAUAAAAUGGAAAAUGGGGAACAAAUCUUGUGUUUUGCAAAGUGCUGAAUCCCAGAUAUUUGAUACAUAUGGAAAAAUUAACAAAACUGAGAAACCAGAUAAGUGCUUGGAAUGUGGAAGAAGUUUUGGUUCAAAGGGAAACAUUCCUGGACAUCAGCGGCACACAACGGAUAUACAUAAAUGCCUGGCAUGUGGAAACAGCUUUUCUCAAAGUUCAUCUCUUACUCAACAUCAACGGGUCCACAUUGGGGAGAAACCACAUAAAUGCUUGGAAUGUGGAAAGAGUUUUUCUCGGAAUUCAGAGCUUAUUGUCCAUCAACGGGUCCACACUGGGGAGAAACCAUAUAAAUGCUUGCAGUGUGGAAAGAGCUUUGCUCGUUAUUCAGAUCGUAAGAAACAUCAACAAAUUCACACUGGGGAGAAACCAUAUAAAUGUUUGGAGUGUGGAAAAUGCUUUGCUAAGAGUUCAUCUCUUAUUCAACAUCAACGGGUCCACACUGGGGAGAAACCAUAUAAAUGCUUGGAAUGUGGAAAACCGUUUUCUCAGAGUUCACAUCUUACUAAACAUCAACGAAUCCACACUGGGGAGAAACCAUAUAAAUGCCUGGAGUGUGGAAAGAGCUUUGCUCACCAAUCUUAUCUUACUCAACAUGAACAGACCCACACUGGGGAAAAACCAUAUAAAUGCUUGAAGUGUGGAAAGAGCUUUGCUCGGACUUCAUAUCUUAGUGACCAUCAACGAAUCCAUACUGAGAAGAAACCUUAUAAAUGUUUGGAAUGUGGGAAAAGCUAUGCAAAGAGUUCAUCUCUUACUAAACAUGAACAAAUCCACAGUGGGGAGAAACCAUAUAAAAGCUUGGUGUGUAGAAAAGGUUUUGCUCAAAGUUCAUAUGUUACUCAACAUGAACGAAUCCAUGCUGGGGAGAAACCAUUUAAGUGCUUGGAGUGCGGAAAGAGCUUUGCCCGGAGGUCAGAGGUUAUUGUCCAUCAGCGAAUUCACACUGGAGAGAAACCAUAUCAGUGCUUGGAGUGUGGAAAGAGCUUUGCUCACAAUUCACAUCUUACUCGACAUCAGCCUAUCCACACUGGGGAGAAACCAUAUCAAUGCUUUGAGUGUGGAAAAAGCUUUGCUCGUUAUUCAGAUCUUAGUAAACAUCAACGAAUCCACACAGGGAAGAAACCAUAUAAAUGCUUGGAGUGUGGAAAGAGUUUUGCUCACAGUUCAUAUCUUACUCAGCAUCAACUUAUCCACACUGGAGAGAAACCACAUAAGUGCUCAGAGUGUGGAAAAAGCUUUGCACGAACUUCAUCUCUUACUAAACAUCGACGAAUACACACUGGGGAAAAACCAUAUAAAUGCUUGGAGUGUGAAAAAAGCUUUGCUCAGAGAGAAGAUCUUACUAAACAUCACCGAAUCCACACUGGACAAAAACCAUAUAUAUGCUUGGAAUGUGGGAAAAGGUUUGCUCAGAGUUCACAUCUUACUAAACAUCAACGAAUCCACACUGGGGAGAAACCAUAUAAAUGUUUGAAGUGUGCAAAGAGCUUUGCUCAAAGUACAGAUCUUACUAUCCAUCAACGAAUCCACACUGGGGAGAAACCAUAUAAAUGCCCGAAGUGCGGAAAGAGCUUUGCUCACAAAUCAUAUCUUACUCAACAUGAACGAACCCACACUGGGGAGAAACCAUAUAAAUGCUUGGAAUGUGGAAACAGCUUUGCUCAAAGUACAGCUCUUAUUAUCCAUCAACGAAUCCACACUGGGGAGAAACCAUACAAAUGUUUGGUGUGUGGAAAAGGCUUUGUUCGGAAGGCACAGCUUAUGCAACACAGACUAAGUCAUACAGGGGAGAAACCAUAUAAAUGCCUGGAGUGUGGGAAGGGCUUUGCUCAGAGUUCAGAUCUUACUAAACAUCAACGAAUCCACACUGGAGAAAAACCAUAUAAAUGCUUGGAGUGUGGCAAAUGCUUUGCUUGGAGUUCAAAUCUUACUAACCAUCAACAAAUCCAUUCUGGGGAGAAAUCAUAAAAGUGCUUGGAGUGUAGAAAAAGUUUUGCAUGGAGUUUCAUCCUAGUUGCUCAUCACCACAUCCACACUGGGAGAAAGCAAAUAAAUGCUUGGUGUGUGGAAAAGGCUUUGCUCAAAGUUCAGAUCUUAUUAAACAUCAACGAACCCACACUGGACAGAAAAAGAUAUAAAUGAUUGGAGUGUGGAAAAAGCAUCUCCAAAACCACACUGGGGAAAAUUAUAUAAAUGCUUGAAGUGUGGAAAAAGUUUUAUUCACAGUUUCAUUCUAGCUGCUCAUCCCCACAUCCUCUCUGAGGAGAAACCAUGUAAAUGUUUGGAGUGUGGAAAAAGUUUUGCUCUCAGUUUCAUCCUAGUUGCUCAUCACCACAAUCACACUGGGGAGAAGCUCUAUAAAUGCUUGGAUUGCAGAAAAAAAGUUUUGCUUGGAUUUCACAUCUUACUACAUAGUAUCAAAUCCAUAUUGGCAAGAAACCAUAUAGGAGUGUGAGAAAAGCUUUGCUCAGGAUUCCCAUGUUACUAAACAUUAAUGAUUCUACACUGCAGAGAAACCAUAUAAAUGUUUGGACUGUGGAAAAAUCUGUGCUCAGGGUGGCUUCCAGCUGCUCAUGACCAAAUCCUCACUGUGGAGAAACCAUGUUAAUGUUUGUAAUGUAGAAAAAUGUUCCUUGGUUUUGAGAUCUUAGAAGAAGAAGA